UUCCAGCCAAUUGGAGCCCAGGUUUUCCCAUCCAGCUCCCGCAGCCGCCUCUGACUCCGCCCCUCUCCUCCAGGAGCCAGCCGGGGCGGCCCGAGUCAGUGCAAAAUGCUGGGCAUGUACGUGCCGGACAGGUUUGCCCUGAAGUCGUCUAAAGUUCAGGACGGGAUGGGGCUCUAUACGGCCCGGCGAGUGAAAAAGGGUGAAAAAUUUGGCCCGUUUGCAGGAGAAAAGCGAAUGCCUCAAGAACUGGAUGAAAACACAGACUGCAGACUGAUGUGGGAGGUUCGAGGGAGUAAAGGUGAGGUCCUUUAUGUUCUGGAUGCUAGCAAUCCACGAUAUUCUAACUGGCUGCGUUUUGUCCAUGAGGCACCAUCACAGGAACAAAAGAACCUGGCUGCCAUCCAGGAAGGUGAAAACAUUUUCUAUCUCGCUGUUGAAGAUAUUGAAAUGGAUACAGAGCUGCUGAUUGGCUACCUUGAUAGUGAUAUGGAAGAAGCGGAGGAGGAGGAGGAGGAGGAAAUGGUCCUUAAUCAAGAAGAUGAAGACAAUACUACUACUACUACUACUAAUAGUAACAACAGCAAUAAAGAACUACAACAAGCUGGUGAGAAAGAUUCUCUCAGCUGCAAAGAGGACCACACAUGUCCAAAUUGUGAAUCCAGUUUUGCCAGCCAGGAGAUCCUAGCUGAACACCUUCAGACGCUGCACCAAAAACCUAGUGAGGAAAAGGAAUUUAAGUGCAGGAACUGUGGAAAGAAAUUCCCAGUUAAACAAGCCUUACAAAGACAUGUCCUUCAGUGCACAGAGAAUGUCAAUCCAGGAGACACUUCAAGAAGUUUUCAGUGUUCUGUUUGCAAUACGUCCUUCAGCUCAGAGUCGAGUUAUGAGCAGCACAAAGAAGCAUGCAGAGGGGAUGCUAGAUUCAUAUGCAAGGCUGAUAGCUGCGGGAAGAGGUUCAAGAGUAAGGACGCUCUGAAAAAGCACAAGGAAAAUGUUCACACUGGAAAUUCUAGGAAGAAGUUGAUGUGCUCUGUGUGCAAUAAGAAGUGUUCCUCUGCUACAAAUCUUCAAGAGCAUCGAAAGGUUCAUGAGAUCUUUGAGUGUCAGGAAUGUGACAAGAAAUUUAUUUCAGCUAACCAGCUAAAACGCCAUAUGAUAACUCACUCAGAAAAACGCCCCUACACCUGCGAGGUUUGCAAUAAGUCCUUCAAACGGCUUGACCAAGUGACUGCACACAAAAUAAUACACAGUGAAGAUAAACCUUAUAAAUGCAAGCUUUGUGGAAAGGGAUUUGCCCACAGAAAUGUUUACAAGAAUCACAAGAAGACCCACUCUGAAGAGAGACCAUUCCAGUGUGAGGAAUGCAAGGCUUUGUUCCGCACCCCAUUCUCUCUGCAGAGACACCUACUAAUACAUAACAGUGAGAGGACCUUCAAGUGUGAUCACUGUGAUGCUACUUUCAAAAGGAAGGACACGUUAAAUGUUCACAUCCAAGUUGUGCAUGAUGGACAUAAGAAAUAUAAAUGUGAUCUGUGUGACAAAGCCUUUGUUACACCUUCAGUGCUUAAGAGUCAUAAAAAACACUCCUAUCUACCAGUCCAUAGAGCGGCAUUGGUGUCAGCUUUAGAAGAGGCCACUUGCUCACCUUCCUGGCCAGAGACACACACAGGGGAAAAGGAGAAAAUUUGCCCAUAUUGUGGACAAAAGUUUGCAAGCAAUGGAACAUUAAGAGUUCAUAUUCGGAGUCAUACAGGUGAGCGCCCUUACCAGUGUCCUUACUGUGACAAGGCUUUCAGCAAGAAUGAUGGACUAAAGAUGCACAUUCGCACCCAUACAAGGGAAAAGCCAUACCAGUGCUCUGAGUGCAACAAGGCUUUCAGUCAGAAGCGGGGUCUGGAUGAGCACAUGAGGACCCAUACUGGAGAGAAACCGUUCCAGUGUGAUGUUUGUGAUUUAUCCUUCAGCCUGAAGAAAAUGUUGAUCCGACACAAGCUGACUCACAAUCCUAAUCGUCCAAUGGCUGAAUGCCAGCUUUGCCACAAGAAGUUUACAAGAAAUGACUACCUCAAAGUGCACAUGGAAAAUGUCCAUGGAGAAACUGACAGCUAACCAUGGCUUAUGCAAGAAGAGUGUGUCUAGUGUUCAAGAGUGUUCCAUUUGUACAUGUACAAACUCCAGACUUCUCACCUGAUGACUGAGCAGAGACAGGAAAAAUAACUGUAAUAUGUUCACAAUCUUUUUUCCAUUUGGCUUUGUGUUUAUGUUACUAGAGUAUUUUUAAUCAAGUAAAACACAGUUUGAAGAUAAAAGAACUUUUAUUUCUCUUAUAAUCUACACAGUUUUAUCUGCAGCCUUGGUACCUUAGAUCUUGGUGGUGUUAUCCUGAAAUUUUGGACAUAGAUCAGCGUAUCUGAAGUUUCUGGAGCACAGUAAAUGCAGUUGGAUAAAUUCACUUUCAUCCUGAUUGAUCCAAACAAAUUUUAUUCAGAUCUUAACACCACACUUUAUUAGAACAUAGUUUCUUCACACUUUUAGUGCCUUUAAUUAUUAGAUAAAAUGGAGUAACUUUGUGGCAUCUCAAGGUCAAUUUAAUGUAUGGUACAGAAACUGCAGGAGUCUGCACUCUCACGCACUUUAACAUAAUCAGCAAGAAAGACGUAAUUUCUUCUAGUUGCCAUUGUGUGAGACAAGCCAAGAGCAAAAGCUGUGAACAAUUUAGGUUUUAAAACCAUAUUAAUGCCCACAGUUGUAACUGGCAGGGCCAGGAGGGAAAAAAACAUGGCUUCUGCAAAUACAAUUGUCUGGUUAAGGAAAAAAAAUGUGUGUUUAAUUUACUGGGGAAAAUGCUGUUCCCUGAGGUUUUAGCCUGUGGAAAUCAGCUGCCCUGAUUAUCCCACUUAAAUGGCUUUGGUUUUCAUAAAACUGUUAAUGAGUACCAGGAAAAAAAUAUUGUGUACAACUGCAUAACAUUCAAAUUCUCCCAGAUGUUAGAUUAAGAUUUGUAUUCCACAGUUCUUAAAAAUAAUUCUCAUAUGCUAUCCAUGUAUGCUACUGUAUAACAAAGAGCUCAUUUUUACCUAAUGAGACCGUGAAAAGCAUAAGUCUAGCAGUAGAUUGCAUUUGAGAUUCUAUACAAUUCCUCAGUAGUCUUCACAGUUAAACAUUAGGGCUCUGCUUUUGUGCUCACGUUCAUUUUAGUUUACGUGGACCAAUAUUGUUAGGAAUAAUUUGUAACUAUACACCUUGUUCCUGCUAAAAGCUUAUCUCAGUUGCUGAUGGGAAAUGUUGUAAACUUCCCCCUGGAUGGCAAUAGUGACCAGACAGACACUGGAUGGAUGAGCAAGAGGAAAUAGAAGGUGAAAGCCUGGCCUCACUGAAGUCAAUGGUAAAACUCAAUUUGACUUCACUGGGGACAGAAUUUCAACCACUGUUUCCAUUCUGGAAGAAAAUGAGGGGGCCAUUUCCCUAUUAAUGGUCUUACGUGUAUUUUGGAUCCUAUUCCACUGCCUACAGUCAAUUCUCAAAACUGAAGAGAAAAUGUGUAAUUAUCAGUAACAUUAUUAAUUUUCAAACAUGGUAACAGAACACCUCAUGGGUUCCUGUUGAAACUAAAAAGAAAGCAUGUCACUAAUAAGUGUGUUCUGAGGAACGGACUAUUUCAGGGGGUUGCCCACAUUUCCAUAUUUUACUACAAGACUAUUUUUUGGACCACCUCCCUUCCCAUUAAAGUUGUAUAAUACUGUGGGGCAACUGUGGCAAUUGUUUACAUGGUGUCAUUUUAUAAGAAAGACUUUUAAUGUACUUACCUGUCUUUUAAUGCAAUUAACUAGCUGGAAAUAAGAUGGAAGCACCAUCAUUUUGGGCCAGACCAUAUACUCCAAUGGCCUUUUGUUUAGGCACCAUGUGACCAGCCAGGUCACAAGGGACCCUCUGCUCUAUCUGGAUGACACUAAAGUCUGUCAUCCAAAAACUUGCUUGUAAAAAUAGAAUAGACACAGUAAUAAGCCAAUGGAUAUGAUGCUACACAUAUAUAAGAUGUAAUUAUAAUGCAUGGGCCACUCUCAGUUCCGCUAAUGUAAAUCCAGUGUAGCACCAUUGAAUUAAUUAGAUUUAACAGUAAAUUG
Molecule: messenger RNA, 4124 nt
Organism: Mauremys reevesii (Reeves's turtle)
Lineage: Eukaryota; Metazoa; Chordata; Testudines; Geoemydidae
Gene: PRDM5
Product: PR/SET domain 5
Exons: 18
Coding region: 106-2109 (667 amino acids)
Biological process (GO): negative regulation of DNA-templated transcription; regulation of transcription by RNA polymerase II
Cellular component (GO): nucleus
Molecular function (GO): DNA-binding transcription factor activity, RNA polymerase II-specific; RNA polymerase II cis-regulatory region sequence-specific DNA binding; protein binding
Source: RefSeq, a predicted model, not a curated record